Messenger RNA from Ostertagia ostertagi, 432 nucleotides. The record is from the annotation of a GenBank genome assembly. NCBI's taxonomy places the organism in Eukaryota, Metazoa, Nematoda, Chromadorea, Rhabditida, Trichostrongylidae.
AUGGCUCAUCUGCUGCGAUUGGUGAUCUGUACAAUUUUGCUCACCUCCACCUUCGUUGACAUCGUCCAUUCUUCACCACAGCGACGAUAUUGCGGCAAGCAAAUCACAAAGGCGUUGAUCGCAUUGUGCGGUGCUGUGAAGUCUCCUCUGCCAGAUCAGUUGGAAACAGGAAGACGAGCAGCCGGCGAUCAUUCAAUCGUCCACGAAUGCUGUCGAAAGACCUGUGACGAGGCUUUUAUGCGCCGCUUUCUGUGCAGUGAUGUGGCAACAGCGAAAUUCGUCCUCGAAGACUCUCUCGCUCUCAUUGAAAUCGUCGAGUUCGAUCCUUACGACUGGUCAAUGCAUAUCAAUUCAUGUCGAUACAUAUCAAUUUAUGUCGAUGCAUAUCAAGUUGAUUUCUCUCCAUUUCCGCUGUACACGAUUCCUAUGUGA